Messenger RNA from Saimiri boliviensis boliviensis (Bolivian squirrel monkey), 2509 nucleotides. RefSeq names its product protein kinase cAMP-dependent X-linked catalytic subunit. The record is from RefSeq and is a predicted model, not a curated record. Gene Ontology annotation, cellular component: cytosol; cAMP-dependent protein kinase complex. Gene Ontology annotation, molecular function: ATP binding; cAMP-dependent protein kinase activity. Gene Ontology annotation, biological process: protein phosphorylation. Lineage: Eukaryota; Metazoa; Chordata; Mammalia; Primates; Cebidae.
CUUCCGCCCGCCCCAUCAGCGCUCACGCGGCAGCUGAGCAGAAGGAGGCGCGGACGCGACUUCGGGAAUGCGCAGGGCCCCCGCCUCGCCCCCCCAGCCCGGGCCGCGGCCCCCGCCUUCCCCGCCGCCGCCCGGCGCUCCGUGCCCGCCCCUCGAGGCCGGCGGCUGCUCCCACCCGGGGCUGCUGAUGUUUGUGCCGUGAGCACCGCCCAGCCAUUGUCCCUGCCACUCCGUCAGCCGCUCCGGGCCGCGCACCGGGAGGCGAGGGCGCGCAUGGGGAGCCUCCGUUGAUGCCGCCGCCGCCGCCGCGCCGCCCUCCGAGGCUGCCUCCCGGGAAUCCCGGCUCCCUGAGCGCUCCGGCCCGGCUCAGCGCCCCGGACCUGAGUGCGUCCCCAUGGAGGCGCCCGGGCUGGCCCAGGCGGCCGCGGCGGACAGCGACCCCCGAGAGGUGGCGGGGGGGAGCCCCGACGGGGCGCCCGCACUCUGCCCCAGCCCGGAGGCGCGGUCGCCAGAGUCGCCCGCCUACCGGCUGCAGGACUUCGACACGCUGGCCACCGUGGGCACCGGGACGUUCGGGCGGGUGCACCUGGUGAAGGAGAAGACCGCCAAGCAUUUCUUCGCCCUCAAGGUGAUGAGCAUUCCCGACGUCAUCCGCCUGAAGCAGGAGCAGCACGUGCACAAUGAGAAGUCCGUCCUGAAGGAAGUCAGCCACCCGUUCCUCAUCAGGCUGUUCUGGACGUGGCAUGACGAGCGCUUCCUCUACAUGCUCAUGGAGUACGUGCCGGGCGGCGAGCUCUUCAGCUACCUGCGCAACCGGGGCCGCUUCUCCAGCAGCGCGGGGCUCUUCUACUCAGCGGAGAUCAUCUGUGCCAUCGAGUACCUGCACUCCAAGGAGAUCGUCUACAGGGAUUUGAAGCCGGAGAAUAUCCUGCUGGACAGGGAUGGCCACAUCAAGCUCACGGACUUCGGCUUCGCCAAGAAGCUGGUAGACAGGACGUGGACCCUGUGCGGAACACCCGAGUACCUGGCCCCCGAAGUCAUUCAGAGCAAGGGCCACGGGAGGGCCGUGGACUGGUGGGCCCUCGGCAUCCUGAUAUUCGAGAUGCUCUCGGGGUUUCCUCCAUUUUUUGAUGACAACCCAUUUGGCAUUUAUCAGAAAAUUCUUGCAGGCAAAAUAGAUUUCCCCAGACAUUUGGAUUUCAGCGUAAAAGACCUCAUUAAGAAGCUGCUCGUGGUUGACAGAACAAGGCGGUUAGGAAACAUGAAGAACGGGGCGAAUGACGUGAAGCGCCAUCGGUGGUUCCGGUCCGUGGACUGGGAAGCUGUUCCGCAGAGAAAACUGAAGCCUCCCAUUGUGCCCAAGAUCUCUGGCGACGGCGAUACCUCCAACUUCGAAACGUAUCCCGAGAAUGACUGGGACGAAGCCGCUCCCGUGCCGCAGAAGGAUUUAGAAAUCUUCAAGAAUUUCUGAGGACAGGAGCUCACAUCUGGAAGAAACAGGAAGAUUGGAAUGUGCCUGGAACGAAGAACUGCACCUAAGCAGACCAGAAGAAAUGUCUUCUUCAUGUGACAAGGACAUUUCCAGUUUCUUGUGUGCCCGUAUGUAUAGAAACAUCAGAGCACAGUUGAAAUGAAUGGAACGGUCGUUAAUUUAAGCAACUGGAAUUCCACACUGUAGGAAGGGUUUGAAAACUCGUUGUAGAUUUGAUCUUAUCCUUUAGUGUCGUGCUCCUACUGUGAUGUCUUGGUUUUUCUCAUAGACUUGUUUAUAAGUUUGAACUGGACUUGUUCAAUUAUAACCACAUUUUGUGUGUGUGUUUGUGUGCGUGUGCGUGCCUGUGUGUAUAUAUAGAAGUCAUUGUGGCAGAUGCACAGAAAUUGUGCAGUGAUAUAAAUGUUCAUACUUCACAGAGCCUAUAAUUAUUAUUUUUCAAUUUGUUUUUUCAACAAUCUCUUGGGGACAACAUCUGAAGGGUAUGUUGCAUGCAUUUAAAAAAAAAAAAAUCAUCUCAUAUGCAUUUUGUAGUUUGGGGGAAGAAAAUAUCCUGGGGAGAUCUACCUUCAGUAUCUUUAGUGCUUCCUACCUGGUAACUUGAGACUUUCAAAGAAGAAACUGAGAGAAGAUACGGGAGUGAAUUUUAUUCCGAGAAUCUACAAGGACAUCGAAGUUUUUGGAGGAAUGUACUGUAUUCAAAAAACCUUCUGUGUCACAUCCAAAAAUUUCAUGUGAGCUGUGUGCAGUGGCUUGUUCCUGUAGUCCCAGUACUUGGGGAGGCUGAGGUGGGUGGAUUGCUUAAGGCCAGGAGUUUCAGAGCAGCCUGGGCAACAUAGGGAAACCCUGUCUCUACAAAAUUUACCAAAAAUCAGUUGGUGUAGUGGUACAUGCCUGUAGUCCCAGCUAUUCAGGAGCCUGUGGUGGGAGGCUGGCUUGAGCUCAGGAUGUUGAGGCUGCAGAGAGCCGUGAUUGCUCCACUGUACACCAGUCUGGAUAACAGCGCAAGACCUUGUC